This is a messenger RNA of Rotaria sp. Silwood1, 2073 nucleotides long. NCBI's taxonomy places the organism in Eukaryota, Metazoa, Rotifera, Eurotatoria, Philodinida, Philodinidae. The record is from the annotation of a GenBank genome assembly.
AUGAAACGUCCUCAAUUUAUUCAUAAAAAUCCUUAUUCGUUUGUUUUGGCUGAUGGUGUAGCACCUUUUCAAGUGCUUGGAACUAUCGAAUUAUCAAUUCAAUUUGUCAAUAUGACAACAACAAUUCAAGCUCAUAUUGCUCGAAAUCUAUGUGCCGAUAUGAUCUUAGGCAUGGAUUAUAUCAAUAAAUACAAUCUUAACAUCGAUGUUAAACAGCAAACUAUCGCUAUUGAAUAUAACAAUCGAAUAUUAACAAUGAAUAUUGAUCAAGAUUUUGAACUACACAAAAUUCCUGUUACUUCUUCUAAAGCAAUAUAUAUACCUCCGCAUUCCAAUCGUUCAUCAAAGUUUCCGAAUACUUCGGAAAACAGCAGUCAUGUAGCUUAUCCGAGCAGUAAUGAUUCGAUUCUUUAUCAUCCUCUUCAACCAGAACGGAAUCCUCAUCCAAAAGAUCCGUCAUUUUUGUCUCGUCAUUCGCUAUUGCCGUUUCCGAACACUUCGGAACACAGCAGCCAUAUAGCUUAUCCGAGCAAUAAUGACUUGAUCAAUCAUCAUCCCCAACAACCACAAUUGAAUUCUCAUGUACGUUUUUUAAAUCGAUCAAUCGAAACUUGUCCAAAACAUUUAACGGGUAAAAAACGUACUAAAUGGUUAAAAGCUGGUGAAAAAGCUCAAAAGAACAAUCAAAUAUUGAACAAUCACGACGCUUUCUAUUGGCCUGAAUCACACUACGGUCAUCCAAUCCACAUUCACCAUCAAACACCAUUACAUAUUAUUCAAUCUCUUAUACAAGAAAUUUCAGAUGUUCAUCUUUUUACUAUUGACACCGAAUCAGAUAAACCAACUAUACGACAACCAAAACCAGUUCCUGCGUUGAUACAAAUACAGGCAAUUCAUAAUGAAACUCUAUCAACUGUAAUACUAAUAGAAAAAGCCAUCCAAUAUACGUUUGAUAAAGCUUUAGAUAAAUCAUCGACAUUGAACAUCUGGUCUUGUGGACUUGAUUCAUCAUUACAGACAUCAAAUACUAGUGAAGAUAAAUGUGCUCGAGAAUCAUUAAUUACCUAUGCGAUAAAUGAUCUCUUCGCCGUAACUCAGCUAUAUUUUCAUUUUAGUAAAUCAAAUAUUCAGAGUCAAACUUCUACCAGUUUACCUCAUUUGAAUACAAUCAUGCCAAGUGAAACAAUCAACGUUCCAUCAUUUUUAAUUCUAUCGGAUAGUCAUGGUAAACACCUCAAGUCAAUGGAGAAUACAUCUAAAUAUACUAUGAUUACUCACUCGAUUUCUGGUCUUCAAUGGAUCAAUCAAUACGAUAGUAAAUUAUGUGCUCGUUCCAUCAUCUUAUCUUCUUCUAUGACAUCAAUUCUAUCAAAAUCUGCUGGUGUUUUAUGUCUUAUUGGUACAAAUUCUGUUCGUACAACACACGCAUUACAAAUUAUUCAACAGAUUGAAGAUAUUAUUCAUACUAUUCGCCUACAUCAUGCUCAUCUUACACAUAAACAUGGUAUUACCAUAGUACAAACAUUUCCGUGUUUCAAAGUAUCAAAACGUUUUCCAUCAACUACAUUAUUAUCAAAUAAUAUUGAUACUUAUAAUAAAGAAUUACAACUAAUAUCAAAACGUAUGAAUUUUUCAUGCGUUAAUUUUCAUAUUACGAAUGAACAUUUACAUCAUGACCAUAUGCAUUUAAAAUAUCAAUAUCAAAAUGUCCUUUCUCAUGCAAUCACUAAUUAUUUUGAUGCAGUCAUAAAGAAGAAAUUAACUCUUAGUCAAAAUCAACGUCGAAGUAGAACAUCUGUCACAAACAGAAAUAAAAGAAUACACGAAAAAUUACGAGCAAAGCAAAAACAGAACAUACUUAUUCGUCCUAUUAGUAUAUUAUGGAAAUUACCUGAUAUUAAACAAGUAUUGAAACAUUAUAAUAUACAAUAUGCUCGAUUACCUGAAAUUUAUAAACAUAAACUCCGUAUUCAGUUCAACAAUGAACUUUACCUACAACAAGCUGAGCGAAUUUUAUCUUCGAAUAUUUUCGAUGAACAAAAUUUUCUUGAAUGGCAUCGACAACAUCAAUAA